Vitrella brassicaformis is the source of this 1651-nucleotide messenger RNA. Lineage: Eukaryota; Vitrellaceae. The record is from the annotation of a GenBank genome assembly.
CGAUGUGUGCGUAAUGAAACGUGGCUUGGUGUUGGUCUGUGCCUGGUGCACUCCUCGGUUCACUCUCACAAAAGCAGACAGACAGACGGCUAUACGAUUGUUUGACCAACCACCGAACCGAACCAGGCAAAAUACAUCUCCACCAUAUGGUGAUGCUGACAAAUGCAGUCACCCCACGAUUGACAGAUCGACAGACGAGUCUCCCUUAAUCACAGACAGACAGACAGACAGACCGACAGACGAACGAGUUGCAAUACCUAUAGCAGACGGACGACCAACCGACAAGGCCGACAACUACAAAACACCACCGACCCGCUAAUGCCACCCAUACAUAUCGAUGACCGACGAGAUGAGUGUCAUGUUUGCUAUCGCCGAAAGGCAGAUGAGUGGCCGGCCGGACAGAUAUGCAACCAACUGCCUGCCUGCCUGCCGCCACGCACCAUGCGAACUCCUCCCUGUCUCUCUCUCUAUGCCAUUUCGGUUGCUCACUUAUUGUCCCGACACGAGCAUUCUCUUGGGGUGGCCGGGGCCCGCCCACCAAUACGCCUCCCGCGAGAAAACAUUCUUGAUGAGGGGCCAGAACUUGUCGAUAGGAUAGGACGCGUAGGCCCCGUCGAAGGCCUUCUCGUCCCAGUCGGCACAGAAGUGGACGCAGGCGUCGUAGGCAGGAUGGCCCUUGAAUGCCUGAUUACAGACAGACAGACGGACGGAUACAUGGAUGGAGAUCGAUCUGGUGCGUCGUGUGAGCGAACAACUUAACUUACGUCUCUUAGGUUGGGGUCGCCGUCAAAGUGAUGGAUGUAGUGGUAGGCCUGCACAACCCAUGCCAUGCACCAACCAUCCAUCCAUCCAUACGUCAGCGUGACACAGCUGCCUGCCUCCCUGCCUGCGUGAUUGCCUGCCUGCACACCUGGAAUAUCUCAUGGUGGGCGAGGACCCAGUAAGUGUCCUCUGACACAAACGGCCGCAACACGGCAGCAGGGAUCUCACCUGAUCGAACACCAAAUGAAUCAAACAGACAAUCAGACAGACAGACAGUGCCUGUCUCUCCCUCCCUCCCUCCCUCCCUCCCUCCCCUCCGUCCGCUACCUACCGUGAUUCUUGGGGCAGAGCAGCUCGCCAACGUCAUGAAACAGGGACGCGACGACCAUCUCUUCGCUCGCGCCGUCCUUCAUGGCGCGCGUGGCGGUCUGCAAACCUGCAAAACAACAGGACAUCCACAUGGAUGUAUGUUAAAUGUAGGUGUGUGUGUCCGUCCGUUGGUUGGGUGCUGACCGUACCGUGGUCGUAGAGCGAGACCUGGGUGCCCAGCUUGGUGUCAUCUCCCCUCUGCGUCUCGAGCAGUGCCACCAGCCGCCUCCAGCUGUCCUUCUCGGCUGCAGCGUACAGCGCACCCACCUUCUGCAUCUCCGCCCGAGAGGCGCCAGACAGGUGAAUGAACUUGGGCUCCGGCACGGCAACGGAUGAGUGUGGACGGGCUGCUGGUAGGGAUAUCGACUGGGCCCUUCUGUAGACUGCUGCUGCCGCCUUCUGCGUGUUCAUCAUACCACAGACAGGAGGGCUGUGAGGCACUGCGAUGAGCGACGCGCAAAUUGGCGCCGCGUCUUUGAGAUGAACCUUCGGUGGAGAAUAAAUGAAAAGAGGGUUUUUG